This is a messenger RNA of Elgaria multicarinata webbii, 1968 nucleotides long. RefSeq names its product thyroid receptor-interacting protein 6-like. Lineage: Eukaryota; Metazoa; Chordata; Lepidosauria; Squamata; Anguidae. Gene Ontology annotation, biological process: positive regulation of non-canonical NF-kappaB signal transduction; signal transduction. The record is from RefSeq and is a predicted model, not a curated record. Gene Ontology annotation, cellular component: stress fiber; focal adhesion; cytoplasm.
CGAACCUGCGGCGCUGGGGGACCAAGGCGGAGGGCCGCUGGCGCGCGCCCGGGAUCAGCUUCCCUCGUGAUGUCUGGCCCCACCUGGCUUCCCCCGAAGCAGGUGACUGUCCCAGGCCAGCCUGGCAUCACGGUUUCUGCCCCAGCGCUCUGCAAGCCCCAGAAGAGUUUUGCCUCAGUCCCUGCUGCCCCCAAACCCGCCUACGGAGCUCAGGAGGCCAAUGGAACCAUGAGCGCCACGGGGCCGUCUCCUCGCUACCAGCCCCCGAUCCCAGGGCCUCCUUCCCUUCCCCAGGAUUCCACGGCUGAGCAUCAUUUCUCCUGUGCAAACGAGCGCCGCGGAUCAGCGGGCUCCUGGGGCAGCGUUUCUCCGCCCGGCUAUCCCCUGCAGCCGGGGGUCUCCCUGGACCAGGCCCCGCACCGUCCAUCCAGUAUCGACGUCCAGAUCGACUCGCUCACCAGCAUGCUGGCUGACAUGGAGGACGCCAGGAACCGCCGGGGCGAGAGGCAGAACGUGGACUCCACGCCGUAUCCUCCCGGCCUGCCACAGCCUGGGGUGGCCAAAUCGACAGCGUCCUACAAACCGGGCCUUUCCGGAAGCUUCUCUCCCGCCAAGCCUGCCGCCUUCUCCACCGACACCUACACCAAGAGCGGGCCCUACGGGGGCCCACCGUCGCCGGCAGCGUCUUACCCGCCUGCCUCGGGGCUGCCUUCUCAAUACGGGGCUCCUGUUUCGAGCGAUCCCUACGCCGCGGGCUACCACCGGGCGGCCGCAGCUCCCAGACCGUACCCCCAGCCCACGCCGGCCUCUUACGCCACGGCGUCUUCCUCCGCCGGCCCCCCAUUCAACGUCCAGGUGAAGGUGGCCCAGCCGGUGCUGGGCUACAACCAGCCGCGGCGCAGGGCUGAACAGGCCUAUGGGCCGCCGUCCCCCCGUCUGGGCUAUGGAGCCAAGCCUCCCCCGCAGUACGCCUCGGAGCCGGGGGUCAGAGGCCGGCCCCAUGACACUGAGCCGUGGUAUCCGGAGCCCCCCUCGUACGGCCGGCGGCUGGUCGAGGGGGAGUUCUACGCUGGGCCCGGAGGACACGCCAAGCUGGGGGCGCCGGUGGGGCAGUACCAGCCUGGGCUGAUCAAGCCAGGGAAGGAGGAGUUGGCCGUCGCCUCGCAGAUGCCGGCCAGCACCGGAGGGCUGAGGUACCAACACCAGGCUCCGCCGAGCCGCCCCGAAGAGGAGCUGGACCGGCUCACGAAGAAACUGGUGUACGACAUGAACAACCCGCCUUCUGGCGAAUAUUUCGGCCGCUGCGCCCGGUGCGGGGAGAACGUGGUUGGCGACGGCACGGGCUGUGUCGCCAUGGACCAGGUCUUCCACGUCGAGUGCUUCACCUGCGCCACGUGCCGCUGUCGUCUCCGUGGGCAGCCAUUCUACGCCAUCGACCGGCGUUCCUACUGUGAAUCCUGCUACAUCGUGACUUUGGAGAAAUGUUCUAUGUGCUCCAAGCCCAUCAUGGACCGGAUCCUGCGCGCCAUGGGCAAAGCUUACCACCCCCAGUGCUUCACUUGUGUCGUCUGCCACCGAUGCCUGGAUGGGGUCCCUUUCACCGUGGACGCCACGAGCCAGAUCCACUGCAUUGAAGAUUUCCACCGGAAGUUUGCCCCACGCUGUUCGGUGUGUGGAAACGCCAUCAUGCCGGAACCCGGGCAGGAGGAGACGGUGCGGAUCGUCGCUCUAGACCGCAGUUUUCAUAUCGGCUGCUACAAAUGCGAGGAGUGUGGGCUGCUCCUCUCCUCCGAGGGAGAAGGCCGGGGCUGCUACCCGCUGGACGGCCAUAUCCUCUGCAAGAGCUGCAGCGCGCGGCGGAUCCAGGAGCUCUCCUCCAAGAUCACCACGGACUGCUGAGGUGUGGGCAGGCAAGGGGAGCAGCCCUCUACCUCUCCUCUCCUCCUCCCCGCCACCUCCUCAAGCCUC